AUGACAAAAGUCGAACACAAGGUUGUCCACGAAGCCUCCAACGUCGAGGCCAGACACGCCCCAGAACAUUUCUACAAAUCUCAACCGAACAAAGGUUUCGUCAACGAUUUGGAGCACUACAAAGAGCUUUACGCCAAAUCCAUUGAAGAUCCAGAAGGUUUCUUUGGUCCUUUGGCUAGAGAAUACUUGGACUGGGAUAAAGAUUUUAACAAAGUUCAAAGCGGUUCUUUAGAAAACGGUGAUGUUGCUUGGUUCCUUAAUGGUGAAUUGAAUGCUUCUUACAACUGUGUCGAUAGACACGCGUUUAUCAACCCAGCUAAACCAGCUAUCAUUUAUGAAGCGGAUGAUGAAAAAGACAACAGAAUUAUCACUUUUGGUGAAUUAUUAAGACAAGUUAGUGAAGUUGCCUCAGUUCUGAAAAGUUGGGGUGUUAAGAAAGGUGAUACCGUUGCUGUUUAUUUACCAAUGAUUCCAGAAGCUGUUGUCGCUAUGUUGGCGGUUGCAAGAUUAGGUGCUAUUCAUUCAGUUAUCUUUGCAGGGUUCAGUGCUGGUUCUUUAAAAGAUCGUGUUACUGAUGCUGGUUCAAAAGUUAUCAUUACCUGUGAUGAAGGUAAAAGAGGUGGUAAAACUGUUCAUACUAAAAAAAUCGUUGAUGAAGGUUUAAAUGGUGUUGAUUCAGUGGAAAAAAUCCUUGUUUUCCAAAGAACAGGUUCUCAAGGUAUCCCAAUGAAAGAAGGUAGAGAUUUUUGGUGGCAUGAAGAAACCUCUAAAGCUAGAGGUUAUUUACCACCAACUCCAGUUAAUUCUGAAGAUCCAUUGUUUUUGUUAUAUACCUCAGGUUCUACUGGUUCUCCAAAAGGUGUUGUUCAUACCACUGCUGGUUACUUAUUAGGUGCUGCAUUAACUACUAAAUAUGUCUUUGAUAUCCAUCCAGAAGAUGUCUUAUUCACUGCUGGUGAUGUCGGUUGGAUUACUGGUCAUACUUAUGCUCUUUAUGGUCCUUUAACUUUAGGUACUGCUACAAUUAUUUUCGAAUCUACCCCAGCUUAUCCAGAUUAUGGUAGAUACUGGAGAAUUAUUGAACGUCAUAAAGCUACCCAUUUCUAUGUUGCCCCAACUGCUUUAAGAUUAAUUAAAAGAGUUGGUGAAGAAGAAAUUGGUAAAUAUGAUUUAAGCUCUUUGAGAACUUUAGGAUCUGUUGGUGAACCAAUUGCACCAGAUUUAUGGGAAUGGUAUAACGAAAAAAUUGGUCAAGGUAGAUGUGUUGUUUGUGAUACUAUGUGGCAAACUGAAUCAGGUUCUCAUUUAAUUGCUCCAUUGGCAGGUGCUGUCCCAACAAAACCAGGUUCAGCUACUGUUCCAUUCUUUGGUAUCAAUGCUGCUAUUAUUGAUCCAGUUACUGGUGAAGAAUUGAAAGGUAAUGAUGUUGAAGGUGUUUUAGCUGUCAAAGCACCAUGGCCAUCAAUGGCUAGAUCAGUUUGGAAUAACCAUUCUCGUUACAUUGAAACUUAUUUGAAACCUUACCCAGGUUAUUAUUUCACAGGUGAUGGUGCUGGUAGAGAUCAUGAUGGUUACUACUGGAUUAGAGGUAGAGUUGAUGAUGUUGUUAACGUUUCAGGUCAUAGAUUAUCUACCUCAGAAAUUGAAACUGCUUUAACUGAACAUUUAGGUGUUUCCGAAAGUGCUGUUGUUGGUAUUCCAGAUGAAUUGACUGGUCAAUCUGUUAUUGCAUUUGUUUCAUUAAAAGAAGGUUACUUAGUUCAAGCUAAUGAAAAAAUAACUGAUUCAAAUGAACACAUCACUCCAGAUAAAUUAAGACGUGAAUUGAUUUUACAAGUUAGAGGUGAAAUUGGUCCAUUUGCUGGUCCAAAAACCGUUAUUAUUGUUGAUGAUUUACCAAAAACAAGAUCUGGUAAAAUCAUGAGAAGAGUCUUGAGAAAGAUAACAUCAAAUGAAGCUGAUCAAUUAGGUGAUUUAUCCACUUUAGCUAACCCAGAAAUCGUUAAAGAUAUAAUUGCUGCUGUUGAUGACCAAUUCUUCAAAUUGUUAAAGAAAUAG
This is a messenger RNA of Hansenula anomala, 2058 nucleotides long. It is a transcript of the gene ACS2, whose product is annotated as acetate--CoA ligase ACS2. The record is from RefSeq and is a predicted model, not a curated record. The coding region runs from base 1 to 2058 and encodes 685 amino acids. Gene Ontology annotation, molecular function: AMP binding; acetyl-CoA synthetase activity. The transcript has a single exon. Lineage: Eukaryota; Fungi; Ascomycota; Saccharomycetes; Phaffomycetales; Wickerhamomycetaceae. Gene Ontology annotation, cellular component: cytosol.